CCAUUUUUUGCAUCACGGAGAACAGAACAGAACAGAACACAACAUGUCCAAGGGAUCGGUCCUACCACAGUAUAUAGCCGGUUUGUCGGCCAGCUUUGGCGCCAUGUGUAUGGGCGCCUCAAUCGGCUGGUCCUCGCCGGUGGAGAAAAUGAUCACGGAGGAAACGGAUUACGGCUUUGAGAUAUCCUCGGGCCAAUUCGGCUGGAUAUCCGCACUGCUGACAUUGGGCGCCACUGUCAUCUGCAUACCUGUUGGCUUCAUGAUUGAUUGGAUUGGCCGGAGGCCGACUAUGCUGGCCCUCAUACCGCCAUACAUGGUCGGCUGGGUCCUGAUGCUCUUUGCCAAGAACGUGACAAUGCUAUACUUUGGCCGCUUCAUCCUGGGCAUGUGCGGCGGGGCAUUCUGCGUGACUGCUCCCAUGUACUGCACGGAGAUCUCAACGACAGCCUUGCGCGGAACGAUUGGCAGUUUCUUCCAGCUGCUGAUCGUAUCCGGAGUAUUCUAUGGGUACUUGGUGGGCGCGUUUGUCCCGCUUACCACGAUCAACAUUCUGUGUUCGAUUCUUCCCCUGAUCUUUGCCGCAGUGCACAUCUUCAUGCCGGAAUCACCUGUGUACUUGGCAAUGAAGGGACGCAACGAGGAAACCGCUAAAGCCCUCCAAUGGUUACGCGGCAAGGAUGCUGAUAUCAGCGAGGAACUGAAGGAGAUCCUCGACGAGGCACAGAAACAGAAUGAUCAGCCUAAGGUCAAUGUUCUGGCUGCUCUAAGACGUCCCGUCACCAGAAAGGGUCUGGGGAUAUCUGUUCUGCUACAGAUCUUCCAGCAGUGGACCGGCAUCAACGCCAUUCUCUUCUACUCGACUUCCAUAUUCGAGGAUGUAGGCUCAGGUCUCAGCGGCAGCAACAGCACAAUCCUAAUUGGAGUCACUCAAACAACCACAACGCUGGUGGCAGUGGCUAUCAUUGACAAGGCCGGUCGCCGUAUUCUCCUGCUGAUAUCUGGCGUCUUCAUGGCCAUCACAACGUGCCUGAUGGGGGUCUACUUUCAGAUGAGUGAAAGCGAUCCAGAUUCGGUGGUCGGCCUUGGCUGGCUGCCCAUCGUCAGUAUUUGCAUCUUUAUUGUAUUCUUCUCCAUUGGAUUUGGUCCCGUUCCCUGGCUGGUCAUGGCCGAACUGUUCUCGGAGGAUAUCAAGAGUUUUGGUGGAUCCAUUGCUGGCACCAGCAACUGGCUCUCUGCAUUUAUGGUAACGCUCCUGUUCCCGAUCCUGAAGGAUUCGAUUGGGCCGGGACCAACCUUUUGGAUUUUCACGGCUAUUGCUGUUUUGGCCUUCUUUUAUGCCCUGUUCUUUGUUCCCGAGACCAAAGGCAAGACGAUAUUAGAGAUUCAGGACAUGCUGGCUGGAGGAAAGGUCCAAAAACCCGAAAAGAACGAGACGUAGCAGAUCAAACAUCUAAAUGUGCGAAUUGUUUAAUGAAUAUAUGUUAGUGUAAAUUAUCGAUUUAACAUUAAAAUUUCCAGAAAAGUUAA
Drosophila persimilis is the source of this 1527-nucleotide messenger RNA. Its product is annotated as facilitated trehalose transporter Tret1-2 homolog. NCBI's taxonomy places the organism in Eukaryota, Metazoa, Arthropoda, Insecta, Diptera, Drosophilidae. Gene Ontology annotation, biological process: carbohydrate transport; transmembrane transport. The coding region runs from base 44 to 1438 and encodes 464 amino acids. The transcript has a single exon. The record is from RefSeq and is a predicted model, not a curated record. Gene Ontology annotation, molecular function: sugar transmembrane transporter activity. Gene Ontology annotation, cellular component: membrane.